This is a messenger RNA of Carcharodon carcharias (great white shark), 726 nucleotides long. RefSeq names its product zinc finger protein 239-like. Gene Ontology annotation, biological process: regulation of cytokine production; regulation of immune system process; negative regulation of transcription by RNA polymerase II. The transcript has a single exon. The record is from RefSeq and is a predicted model, not a curated record. The annotation marks the transcript as partial. Lineage: Eukaryota; Metazoa; Chordata; Chondrichthyes; Lamniformes; Lamnidae.
UGCCCUGAGUGUGGGAAGGGAUUCAGUGUUUCUUCCAACCUGCUGAUGCACCAGCGAGUUCACACUGGGGAGAAACCGUACACCUGCUCUGAGUGCGGGAAGGGAUUCACUCGGUCAUCCAACUUGCAGACACACCAGCGAGUUCACAGCGGGAGGCGGCCAUUCACUUGCUCUGAGUGUGGGAAGGGAUUCACUCUGUUAUCCCACUUGCAGACACACCAGCGAGUUCACACUGGGAAAAGACCGUACACCUGCUCUGAGUGUGAGAAGGGAUUUACUAAUUCAUCCAAUCUGCAGAAACACAAGCGAGUUCCCACCGGGGAGAGGCCAUUCAGCUGCUCUGAGUGUGGCAAGGCAUUUAAUCAGUUAUCCCACCUGCACACACACCAGCCAGUUCACAAUGGCGAGAUACCAUUUAUUUGCUCUCAGUGUGGAAAGGGAUUCGUUCAGUUAUCCAAGCUGCUGUUACACCAGCGAGUUCACACUGCCGAGAGGCCAUUCACCUGCUCUGUGUGUGGGAAAGGAUUCACACAGUCAUUCAGCCUGCUUUCUCACCAGCGAGUUCACAGUGGGGAGAAGCCAUUCAUCUAUUCUGUGUGUGGGAAGGGAUUCAGAGACACGUCCAGCCUGCUGAUACACCAGCGAGUUCACACUGGGGAAAAGCGUUUUCCGUGCUCCACAUGUGGGAAGGGAUUCUCUCAGUCAUCCAGCCUGCUGACACAUUAG